CAGAAAUGCCCUUGGUGUGUUUGACAGACUUUGAGGCCCAUGCACGGGAGCAGCUGUCUAAGUCAACCUGGGAUUUUAUUGAAGGAGGAGCUGAUGACUGCCUCACGCGGGAUGACAACAUCGCAGCAUUUAAAAAAAUCCGCCUCCGUCCCCGGUACCUGAAAGAUGUGUCGAAGGUGGACACGCGGACCACAAUCCAAGGGGAGGAGAUCAGCACCCCCAUUUGCAUCGCACCCACGGGUUUCCACUGCCUCGCCUGGCCUGAUGGAGAAAUGAGCACAGCCAGAGCUGCGCAAGCAGCCGGUAUCUGCUACAUCACCAGCACGUAUGCCAGCUGUAGCCUUGAAGACAUUGUUGCCACUGCCCCCGGGGGCCUGCGAUGGUUCCAACUGUAUGUGCACCCAAACAGGCAGCUAAACAAACAGCUGAUCCAAAAGGUAGAAUCCCUGGGUUUCAAAGCUCUGGUAAUCACUGUGGAUGUACCCAAAAUUGGCAACAGACGACACAACAUUACAAACCAAGUGAACUUGAUGAAGAACUUACUGCUAAAAGAUCUCGGAUCACCUGAGAAGGGAAAUUUAAUGCCUUAUCUCCAGAUGUCCCCCAUUGACUCAUCCAUCUGCUGGGAUGAUCUCUCCUGGUUUCAGAGCAUGACUCGAUUGCCCAUCAUCCUUAAGGGGAUCUUGACAAAAGAGGAUGCAGAGUUAGCUGUGAAGCACAAUGUCCAUGGCAUCAUUGUUUCCAACCACGGUGGGAGGCAGCUUGAUGAGGUUCCUGCUUCUAUCGAUGCCUUGACAGAAGUGGUGGCUGCUGUGAAAGGGAAAAUUGAAGUGUACCUGGAUGGUGGCAUCCGAACCGGCAAUGAUGUGCUGAAAGCUCUGGCCCUCGGGGCUAAAUGUGUUUUUCUGGGGAGACCCAUCCUAUGGGGUCUUGCCUACAAGGGUGAACAUGGUGUUGAGGAAGUUUUGAACAUUUUAAAAAAUGAAUUCCACACUUCCAUGACCCUGACAGGCUGCCGGUCGGUUGCCGAGAUCAGUCGGGACCUGAUCCAGUUCUCCAGGAUGUAGAGAAAGA
Molecule: messenger RNA, 1074 nt
Organism: Lipotes vexillifer (Yangtze River dolphin)
Lineage: Eukaryota; Metazoa; Chordata; Mammalia; Artiodactyla; Lipotidae
Gene: HAO2
Product: hydroxyacid oxidase 2
Exons: 7
Coding region: 6-1067 (353 amino acids)
Biological process (GO): fatty acid alpha-oxidation
Cellular component (GO): peroxisomal matrix
Molecular function (GO): (S)-2-hydroxy-acid oxidase activity; FMN binding
Source: RefSeq, a predicted model, not a curated record